GACGUCGCGCCCCUCACCAAAGAGGAAGAGAGUCUCUACCAUAAGAUUGAGUUCGAUUGCAAUCAAUUCCGCGAUGAAGUGGGCACUCAAAAGCUCAUUCAUUGCGAUAAAGUCAAUACAUUGACCCAUCGAUGGAGAUAUCCGUCGCUUUCAUUGCAUGGAAUUGAAGGGGCGUUCUCUGGUUCGGGCGCUAAGACUGUGAUUCCACGCAAAGUUGUGGGAAAGUUCUCCAUAAGACUCGUCCCGAAUCAAGUGCCGGAAAAGAUCGGUAAAAUAGUGAUCGACUAUUUGAAGAGUGAGUUCAAGAAGUUGAACAGUCCUAACAAACUGGCGGUCCAUAUGCCUAACGGUGGCAAACCCUGGGUCGCCGACACCAACGCUACAAACUUUACCGCCGGUCGUAAAGCUAUGAAAACAGUGUUUGGAGUGGAGCCGGACCUGACCCGUGAGGGCGGAUCAAUACCAGUGACGCUGACCUUCCAGAACGCGACCGGAAAGAGCGUACUGUUGCUGCCGAUGGGCUCCGCCGACGACGGGGCGCACUCACAGAACGAGAAGAUCAACAAAAAGAAUUACAUCGACGGCACUAAAGUGUUCGCCGCCUAUAUCUACGAGUUGUCACAAUUGAAGUGA
Messenger RNA from Medioppia subpectinata, 633 nucleotides. Lineage: Eukaryota; Metazoa; Arthropoda; Arachnida; Sarcoptiformes; Oppiidae. The record is from the annotation of a GenBank genome assembly.